Molecule: messenger RNA, 2219 nt
Organism: Marchantia polymorpha subsp. ruderalis
Lineage: Eukaryota; Viridiplantae; Streptophyta; Marchantiopsida; Marchantiales; Marchantiaceae
Source: the annotation of a GenBank genome assembly
CGUGACGAGCCUUCCAAGAAUUGGUACAAUUGUGUCGACGUGUUGAUAGAGCCCGAAAUUGGUGUGAUGCUACAUGUUGCAGCGGCUCGGCAUUGCUCACUCGAUCGUUCGCAACUGCAGCUCGACCAUCCAUGCACGCGCAAGGAGUGGCAAAGAGCAACUGUUCUUCAAUUCCUGCGGCUGUUGUGGCCUAGCGGAUCGGUGGGUUCAUGCUCUUAUGUGACAGAGUGCACGCAAGAUUACAGCGCGGAGAAUCACGCAGAGAAGCGAGCGAAGUGGUGGUGUACAGAGGGCGAAGGUCUCUUCAACUCUGCUGAAGCAGCCGGUAGAUGAUAAGUUGAGAUUGAAUCCGUGAAGCGUCCGCUUGUUUUGGUGGCUCUUUCUGAUAGAUCAGAGUUGCAGUUCGUGGUCUUGAUUCGUCUGGCCUGACUGACCCGCGCGGAGCUUUCACGAUGGAGGCGGUGGUGGCAGCAGCAAGCAUGGGCUGUAUGGCUGUUUGUUCCACACCUCGUAGAGUGGAGUUUACAUCGUGCAAAUCGAAAGCCCUUGCACUUCCAGCUCGGAAGGAGUUCAGUUCAGGAACCGUUCUGCGGAGUUCGGCUUUUACAACUGAUUUCCAGGAUCAAGGACACGUUCAGUUUUAUUUGAAUGUUCAAUGUUCGAGGAAGGAGAAGAUGAACAAGCGUUCGGCGAAGGAGUUGGGAAAGGAGAUGCCGAAUUUUGAAGGUCGGUUGGGCGGUAUGGACGAUUGUAAGCAGAGAAAAAAGAUGCAGAAGAUGAAGGCUGGUAAGCGAAUGGAGUCGUCAUCCUCUUCGAGUUCAUCCUCUGAGUCGGAUUCCAGCGACUGCGAAAAGGGAGGGGUGAUUGUGCUUGAGCGGAAAGAGAUGAGAACAGUCGGAAGAUUUCGUGAGGAGUUGAAACCAGAGUCGGAACAACCGAAAGAAUUGCGGAAAGGCCGGAAAUUUGACGUAGAACAAUUCAGGAAGGAGUGGGAAGAAAUGUCGCGGUCCGAAUUGAUGAAUUCCAUUCCUCGCUUUACUCCGGAGUUCACAAUCGAACCACCCAUUUCUGUCACCAUCGAACAUUUACAAAAGUCGUUCAAUUUGCCGACGACCCGACCGCCGCCGCCAAUGGUCGAGGAUCCAGCUUCAGGACGAGCACCAUCGAGCACGGCAGAAUCGCCGGCCUCAGCUUUCUCUCACUCGCUGGUCACCGUAGCCGGUCUGGCCGUCGUGGAAGACAUAAUUGACGACUUCUCUGCCAUUGCACUAAAACCCGCCUCAGCGCACGUAGAGGUCUGUAUGGGGGGCAAGUGCAAGAAAGCAGGUGCCGGGGAGAUACUCGCUGCAUUUCAGGAGGCAGGCAAGCCAGGAGUCACCAGCAGUGCUUGCAAGUGCAUGAAGAAUUGCAAAUCUGCUGUGAGCAUCCGCAUUCAAGACGAAGAAGGUGACAAUGCGCAAGUCUACACGGGGGUCAGCUUGGAGGAUGUGGAUGUGCUUCUUCAAAAGCAUUGCUCUACAGGCAGUUCACUCACAGGACUCUCAUCUUUUGAUUCUGAGCUUUUUGACCAUAAUCCUGAGGCCCAAUUUUAAAUACUAAGCAGCCAUGUCAACACAACUGUACAUUCAUAGAUUUGCUCCUAGCUGUAAAUUUUUACUCCUCCCCACCGGGCUUUGUGCCGAACUAAAUUCAUGUGUAUAAAUUAAGACAGGAAACGUCUGGCAGGUUUGCUAGUCUUGUAACACGUCGAUGAUCAUACAAGCAAGAUUGGCUUUAUUCACGCCUACACUUUUAACUGCCACCGUCUCCCUCCGCCAUAUAGAUUUGGUCCUGCGAAAUCUCCUCUUUGGAGGCCAUUAGCUUUAGUGCCCAGAUGGAGUGUUUCUUCUCUUCUAUGAUGUGAAGAGCUUGUAUUUUUUACGCCACGAGUUGGCGAGUAUAUGGAGAUUCCAAGAGCAGCAUUCUCUGCCGCGAAGCCGAAUUUAGAGUUGAAAGAAAUAUGGGUUUGCAUCUACUCUGCCAUGAUUGAAUGAGUGAGCUUUUAAUCAAUGUAACGUCGCUUCCGUGGUGGAAUCGAUAAGCCCACGCUUGCUUUAUGGUGGAGAUUGCUAUUUUUGCUCCGAGUUCUGGGCCAGAGCACAUGAUGCUGCACAAUCCAAUUCGAUGUUGUAUAGUCCAGCAGUAAGAACCUCGAAUGUCGUAGGAAAAUCAUAUUUGAA